Molecule: messenger RNA, 2994 nt
Organism: Lindgomyces ingoldianus
Lineage: Eukaryota; Fungi; Ascomycota; Dothideomycetes; Pleosporales; Lindgomycetaceae
Product: TPR domain protein
Exons: 3
Coding region: 1-2994 (997 amino acids)
Cellular component (GO): kinesin complex
Molecular function (GO): protein binding
Source: RefSeq, a predicted model, not a curated record
AUGGUUGACCACGCACCGAUACUCACUACGGGCGCAAAGGCUUUCACAGCUAUUUCCGACAACCGCGGGGUGGUGCUCGGCGAUGCAUCGGGGCAUGCGCACAUCGUCGCAAGACCAGAGACCCCUCCAAACCCCUCCUGCACCAUCCCCUUUCGCCGCGACCCAGACUUCGUCAACCGUGGGACGCUGCUCGAUCAGAUACGCGAGAGAUGCUCCGCGCCAGCAUCGCGCAUAGCGCUGGUAGGCCUGGGCGGCGUGGGGAAGUCGCAGCUCGCCAUCGAGCACUGCUAUCGCACCGUGGUGGCAUCACCAGACACAUGGGUGUUCUGGGUACAUGCCAGCAACACGGCCCGCGUCGAGCAAAGCUUCCGGGACAUCGCGGAUAGGGUCAAGCUGGCUGGCCGGAACGACCCACAAGCAGAUUUGUUCAAGCUGGUCCACAACUGGCUCCGCAACGAGAGGAACAGAAAGUGGCUGCUGGUCCUCGACAAUGCUGAUGGUGCUGCUGCUCUUUCUCGACCCUUGAACCGGGACCAGAGUGCCCAGCCGACUAAAGACAGCGCCCCUCAGUGGCACCUGUCGAAGUAUUUGCCUCCCAGCAGCUACGGCUCUGUUUUGGUGACAUCCCGAACAAAAAGCGUGGCGUUGCAGCUGGUGGAGAGCUGCGAUAUCAUACCAGUUGAGCCGAUGCACGAUGCAAGCGCGCAGGAGCUUCUUCACAGGAAACUGGGAGGGGAGAUAGAAAAGGACGGUAUUGCCGAGCUGGCGGCGGCGCUCGAGUUCAUGCCACUCGCCCUUGUCCAGGCGGCGGCAUAUAUCCAUCAGCGGGCUCCCAGGUGUUCGGUGCGGCAGUACCUGGACGAGUUUCGCAGGAGCGACACGAGAAAGACAGCCCUGCUGGACCAGGAAGCAGGCCAUCUUCGAAGAGAUGAAGAAGCCAAGAAUUCUAUUAUUGUAACAUGGCAGAUAUCGUUUAACCACAUACGCAGUACAAGACAAUCAGCGGCCGAUCUGCUGUCACUUAUGAGCUUCUUCAACCGACAGGGCAUCCACAAAGCAUUACUCUGCCACCAGGAUAACAUAGGAAAUAAAUGUGAUGAUGGUGAUAAUAAUAAUAAUAAUAAUAAUAAUAUAGAAGGGAAUGAUCCGGAUGACAACGCUCAAGAAGUUAAGGACAGGUUAGAAGAUGACAUUCUUACGCUAAGAGACUACUCCUUUAUCUCCAUAACUAGAGAUACAGACACGUUUGACAUGCAUAGGUUAGUGCAGCUAGCUACCCAGAAAUGGCUGGAGGGCCAGGGGAAAGCUGAGCGGUGGAAGGCGGCAUUUAUUACGAAUCUCUGCAGGGCAUUUCCGAUAGGGGAGUAUGAAAACUGGGAGAGAUGUCGAGAGCUUUUUCCGCACGCAAAGUUAGCAGUCAUGCAGCAACCUGAAAGCGAAGGUGCACGAAAAGAAUGGGCUAAGCUGCUGUACAAGGCAGCAUGGUACGCUUGGCGACAAGGAAGGGGGAAUGAGGCAGAGGAGAUGUCUGGAUUGUCUGUGGCAGUGAGGACAAAGCUUCUAGGGAAAGAGCACGAGGAGACGCUAAGUAGUAUGGCGAUGGUAGGAUUAGCAAGGAAACUUAAAGGGCGGUGGAAGGAGGCCGAGCAACUGGAAGUGCAAGUAAUGAAAGCUCGUGCGAGGACGCUCGGCGAGAGGCAUCCUUCUACGGUGACUAGCAUGGCGAACCUGGCGUCGACGUACUGGAACCAGGGGCGGUGGAAGGAGGCUGAGCAGCUGGAAGUGCAAGUGAUUGAAACGAGAAAGAAGGAGCUCGGCGAGAAGCAUCCUGACACGCUGACCAGCAUGACGAACCUGGCGUCGACGUACAGGAAUCAGGGGCGGUGGAAGGAGGCCGAGCAACUGGGAGUGCAAGUGGGGCGGUGGAAGGAGGCCGAGCAACUGGGAGUGCAAGUGGUGGAAACGAGAAAGAAGGAGCUCGGCGAGAAGCAUCCUGACACGCUGACCGGCAUGGCGAACCUGGCGUCGACGUACAGGAACCAGGGGCGGUGGAAGGAGGCCGAGCGGCUAGAAGUGCAAGUGGUGGAAACGAGAAAGAAGGAGCUCGGCGAGAAGCAUCCUGACACGUUAACCAGCAUGGCGAACCUGGCGUCAACUUAUUCGAACCAGGGACGGUGGAAGGAGGCCGAGCAGCUGGAAGUGCAAGUGAUGGAUGCCAGUGCAAAGGAGCUCGGCGAGAAGCAUCCUUCUACGCUGACCAGCAUGGCGAACUUGGCGUCAACUUAUUCGAACCAGGGGCGGUGGAGGGAGGCCGAGCAGCUGGAAGUGCAAGUCUUGGAGGCCAGUGCAAAGGAGCUCGGCGAGAAGCAUCCUGACACGCUGACCAGCAUGGCGAACCUGGCGACGACCUACAGGAAUCAGGGGCGGUGGAAGGAGGCCGAGAAGCUUGGAGUGCAAGUGAUGGAAACGAGGAAGAAGGAGCUCGGCGAGAAACAUCCUUCUACGCUGACUAGCAUGGCGAGCCUAGCGUCAACGUACAGGAAUCAGGGGCGGUGGAAGGAGGCCGAGCAGCUGGGAGUGCGAGUGGUGGAAACGAGAAAGAAGGAGCUUGGCGAGAAGCAUCCUGACACGCUGACCGGCAUGGCAAACCUGGCGUCGACAUACUGGAACCAGGGGCGGUGGAAGGAGGCCGAGCAGCUGGAAGUGCAAGUGAUGGAGGCGAAUGCGAAGGAGCUCGGCGAGAGGCAUCCUGACACGCUGACCAGCAUGGCGAACCUAGCAUUCACUAAGAAAUCUCAGGGCCGCGACAUUAAUGCUGCUAAGCUCAUGGAGGACUGCUGUAGGCUGCAGCGAGAGGUGCUAGGUUCCAAGCAUCCCAAUACUCUCUCAUCAAUCGAGACUCUACGGAAGUGGCGGCAGGAGAAGGAAUCUGCAGUAACAGGAACAGGAAGUUUUAGAUCUUGGAGGAAUGCAUUUCAGAGGCUCAGGAAGUAA